UUCCUCCAAUGUUGAAAGAAUUAAAAACAAAGAGAAAAAAAUCUGGAGGAACGGAGGAAUAGAGAAGAUCCUCCGCCGUAGAGAGAAAAAAUGGAGGCGGCGAUGGGGUUGAUGCGGAGAAUUCCGCCGAAGCAUUCGGAAGCUGCUUUAUCUGCACUCUUGAGCCUUUUACCCCACCAUUCCUCCGAUCUUCUCUCUCAAGUCGACCAGCCUCUUCAGGUUUUAUGUGAUGUGGAUAGCGGAAAGGAGUUCAUAUUAUGCGAGUAUAACAGAGAUGCAGACUCUUAUAGGUCACCCUGGUCAAACAAAUACCAUCCCGCAUUAGACGACGGGCCCCAUCCAUCUGCAGAGUUGAGGAAACUUGAAAUCGAAGCAAACGAUGUCUUCACUAUCUAUCGUGACCAGUAUUAUGAAGGUGGCAUUUCAUCGGUGUACAUGUGGGAGGAUGAAAACGAAGGGUUUAUAGCUUGCUUCUUAAUCAAGAAAGAUGGUUCGAAGACUGCACACGGCAGAAGAGGUUAUCUACAAGAAGGAUCUUGGGAUGCAAUACACGUGAUUGAGGUGGGACCCGAAGAGGAAGUAAAUGCUCGUUACUGUUUGACUAGUUCUGUAAUGCUUUCAUUGACCACAAACGAUGAGUCUGAAGGCACGUUUAAUUUGUCGGGGUCAAUUAGAAGACAGAUGAAUAUGGAGCUCUCAGUUGCAGAGGGGCAUUUAUGUAAUAUGGGACGGAUGAUCGAAGAAAUGGAGAGCAAGUUGAGAAACUCAUUGGAUCAGGUCUAUUUUGGGAAGACGAAAGAGAUGGUUUGUACACUGCGACCACCUGCUGAAAUAGUUCAGACGAAAUUUCCGGAUAGCCGAAUACCAUGAUAAGCGAGCGUCACAUAUGAUAUAUUCUGAAAUAUUAAUGAUUGUUGUGAAAAAUUAAGGUUUCAUUUUCAAACACUGGAGAUUGUGUUAUUGUGAACUUAUGAAAUGCUGUUACAUCUGUGAUUGGUUUAAAAACCAGUAAAAACUGGCGUCUGUUGUUCAAAAUUAUUUCUUCA
Molecule: messenger RNA, 1046 nt
Organism: Erythranthe guttata (spotted monkey flower)
Lineage: Eukaryota; Viridiplantae; Streptophyta; Magnoliopsida; Lamiales; Phrymaceae
Gene: CPB
Product: Subunits of heterodimeric actin filament capping protein Capz superfamily
Biological process (GO): actin cytoskeleton organization; cell morphogenesis; barbed-end actin filament capping
Cellular component (GO): F-actin capping protein complex; cytoplasm
Molecular function (GO): actin filament binding
Source: RefSeq, a predicted model, not a curated record